GCAUGCUUUCCUGACUUCUAGUCUACAAACCAGCAGCAGAAACACCAUGGCCUUCAGUGGAAAAUACGAAGUGGAAUCCCAGGAAAACUAUGACGCCUUCAUGAAGCUCAUUGGCAUUCCUGAUGAUAAAAUUGAGAAAGGGAGAGACUUUAAGUUCACCACUGAGGUUGUUCAGAAUGGCAAUGAAUUUACUUGGUCACAGAUUUUCCCAGGAUACACUCUGACCAACAAGUUCACCGUAGGACAGGAGGCCGACAUGGAGACCAUGGGUGGCAAGAAGUUCAAGACAACUGUUAAACUGGACGGUGGAAAACUUGUUGUUGAUUUCCCUAAAUACCAUCAAACCACAGAGAUUUCUGGUGGAAAGCUAGUGGAGAUCUCCGAAGCCGGUGGUGUCACCUUUAAAAGAGUUAGCAAGAAAUUGUAAAAUGUGACCCCUGUAUCACAGAC
Messenger RNA from Pelobates fuscus (common spadefoot toad), 450 nucleotides. Its product is annotated as gastrotropin-like. Lineage: Eukaryota; Metazoa; Chordata; Amphibia; Anura; Pelobatidae. The transcript is spliced from 4 exons. The record is from RefSeq and is a predicted model, not a curated record. The coding region runs from base 47 to 427 and encodes 126 amino acids. Gene Ontology annotation, molecular function: fatty acid binding. Gene Ontology annotation, biological process: fatty acid transport. Gene Ontology annotation, cellular component: cytosol; nucleus.